AUCUUGUGUACACAGCAUAUACAGCAUGCCAAAGCAAAGCCUUCCAGGAAUGCAGUGUGGUCCUUAGGGCGAAGACUAUUUGAGUUACUCUCCUUCCUUGAACACCGAGGUGCUUAAUAAAUGUUUGUUGAUUGACUUAGCGAUAUGCAGCAAUCCCAAGUAGUCCUUUGAUGGUUGGUUUUAAAAAUAAAGUUACACUGGAGCGCAAUAAAUGUUUGUUUAAAUUAAUGUAUUUGGAGGAUGUAUUUGGGUUUUUUCCAUGUGAAGAGUUGCCAAACUGGUUAGGUUUUACUGUGUUCUCUAUGAGAAAUAUGAAGUGGGUUCUCAUAAAGUCCAAAAGUUUUGUGAAAAGUUGGGCCCAUCCUGGCAUAUAGUAGGUACUCCAUAAAUAUUUGUUGAAUGAAUGAAAUCAGAGCCACAUGGAAAAUGAUGUUCCCAUGAAAAGCUCUGAUUUCUAUUCGGUGCAUUUAAUGUCCUAAUAGCUGACAUUUUGUAAGAUGAUAUGUUUUAUUGGCAACAGUCCUACAAUUCAGUAAAGUCACUGGCUCAUGGAAAUGUGUCUUUGAUAGUUUAUUCAUUAAGCAAAUAUUUCCUGACUCCUACUCUGUUCUGGGCCUGGGCUCAGUCCUGGGGAUGCUGAGAAGGAGAGGUCUAAAUUGUUGAUCCUCUGUCAACAAAGACUCAUUGAGUGUCUCAAGCUCUGGCCACAGAAUGAAGGACAAGACAGCAAGGGCUUCUUGGCCCAUCUGGGAGGAUAAGCUACCUGGAAGUCUUAGUGCUAGAAGAUGGCUGUGCCACCCACGUAUGCUGAUCUUGGAAAAUCUGCCAGGGAUGUCUUCACCAAGGGCUACGGAUUUGGCUUAAUAAAGCUUGAUUUGAAAACAAAAUCUGAGAAUGGAUUGGAAUUUACAAGCUCAGGCUCAGCCAACACUGAGACCACCAAAGUGACGGGCAGUCUGGAAACCAAGUACAGAUGGACUGAGUACGGCCUGACGUUUACAGAGAAAUGGAACACCGACAAUACACUAGGCACCGAGAUUACUGUGGAAGAUCAGCUUGCACGUGGACUGAAGCUGACCUUCGAUUCAUCCUUCUCACCUAACACUGGGAAAAAAAAUGCUAAAAUCAAGACAGGGUACAAGCGGGAGCACAUUAACCUGGGCUGCGACAUGGAUUUCGACAUUGCUGGGCCUUCCAUCCGGGGUGCUCUGGUGCUGGGUUAUGAGGGCUGGCUGGCCGGCUACCAGAUGAAUUUUGAGACUGCAAAAUCCCGAGUGACCCAGAGCAACUUUGCAGUUGGCUACAAGACUGAUGAAUUCCAGCUUCACACUAAUGUGAAUGACGGGACAGAGUUCGGCGGCUCCAUUUACCAGAAAGUGAACAAGAAGUUGGAGACCGCUGUCAAUCUUGCCUGGACAGCAGGAAACAGUAACACGCGCUUCGGAAUAGCAGCCAAGUAUCAGAUUGACCCUGACGCCUGCUUCUCGGCUAAAGUGAACAACUCCAGCCUGAUAGGUUUAGGAUACACUCAGACUCUAAAGCCAGGUAUCAAACUGACACUGUCAGCUCUUCUGGAUGGCAAGAAUGUCAAUGCUGGUGGCCACAAGCUUGGUCUAGGACUGGAAUUUCAAGCAUAAAUGAAUACUGUACAAUUGUUUAAUUUUAAACUAUUUUGCAGCAUAGCUACCUUCAGAAUUUAGUGUAUCUUUUAAUGUUGUAUGUCUGGGAUGCAAGUAUUGCUAAAUAUGUUAGCCCUCCAGGUUAAAGUUGAUUCAGCUUUAAGAUGUUACCCUUCCAGAGGUACAGAAGAAACCUAUUUCCAAAAAAGGUCCUUUCAGUGGUAGACUCGGGGAGAACUUGGUGGCCCCUUUGAGAUGCCAGGUUUCUUUUUUAUCUAGAAAUGGCUGCAAGUGGAAGCUGAUAAUAUGUAGGCACUUUGUAAAUUCAUAUUGAGUAAAUGAAUGAAAUUGUGAUUUCCUGAGAAUCAAACCUUGGUUUCCUAACCCUAAUUGAUGAGAGGCUUGCUGCUUGAUGGUGUGUACAAACUCACCUGAAUGGGACUUUUUUAGACAGAUCUUCAUGACCUGUUCCCACCCCAGUUCAUCAUCAUCUCUUUUACACCAAAAGGUCUGCAGGGUGUGGUAACUGUUUCUUUUGUGCCAUUUUGGGGUAGAGAAGGUGGAUGUGAUGAAGCCAAUAAUUCAGGACUUAUUCCUUCUUGUGUUGUGUUUUUUUUUUUUUUGCCCUUGCACCAGAGUAUGAAAUAGCUUCCAGGAGCUCCAGCUAUAAGCUUGGAAGUGUCUGUGUGAUUGUAAUCACAUGGUGACAACACUCAAUCUAAAUUGGACUUCUGUUGUAUUCUCACCACUCAAUUUGUUUUUUUAGCAGUUUAAUGGGUACAUUUUAGAGUCUUCCAUUUUGUUGGAAUUAGAUCCUCCCCUUCAAAUGCUGUAAUUAACAACACUUAAAAAAACUUGAAUAAAAUAUUGAAACCUCA
Pongo pygmaeus (Bornean orangutan) is the source of this 2497-nucleotide messenger RNA. RefSeq names its product voltage dependent anion channel 1 (gene VDAC1). Gene Ontology annotation, molecular function: voltage-gated monoatomic anion channel activity. NCBI's taxonomy places the organism in Eukaryota, Metazoa, Chordata, Mammalia, Primates, Hominidae. Gene Ontology annotation, biological process: monoatomic anion transmembrane transport. Gene Ontology annotation, cellular component: mitochondrial outer membrane. The record is from RefSeq and is a predicted model, not a curated record. The transcript has 9 exons. Bases 786 to 1637 code for a protein of 283 amino acids.